This is a messenger RNA of Cucurbita pepo subsp. pepo (vegetable marrow), 4136 nucleotides long. Lineage: Eukaryota; Viridiplantae; Streptophyta; Magnoliopsida; Cucurbitales; Cucurbitaceae. The record is from RefSeq and is a predicted model, not a curated record.
AGCUUCGUCCUCCCAAAAACAAAAAACUCCCUACACACAAAAGAGAGAGAAAACAGACGAUGAUGAUGAUGAUGCAGAGCGUAGGUGUAAGGGCGCCCCUCAAGAUUACCCCUAUGUCGUAUGAAUUUUCGUUGACAAGCCAUUGAAGACCUUCGAGGUGCUCUGGAUCUCUUUCGUUUUCUUUUCUUUUUAUUUUGCGCUCUGUUUUGCAAUCUUUUUGCCACCUAUUCAUUCUCCUGGAGAUUCGUUAAUCGGAAAUGCUCUCAUCAAUGUAUCGUUUUCGAAUGCUUUGUCUAUGAAUUCUUAUUACCGACGUUAAAUUCGAUGACAUUUGGUUGGAAUGCCCAUUUGGCGUUGAUAAUCUGCGGAUAAUUGAAGAGACUCGUCGGGAUUUUUGUCUUGUGCGUGUUUUAGGGUUCCUUUGAGAGAUUACCGGCGGGUGGUUUUAGCUGUGUCUGAGCUGGAUAGUGAUCAGUGGAGAAGCUGUUUGAGCAUUGUGUUGGGAGUUUAGUUUCGUCGCGUUUGAAUUUUACAGGGUAUUUUUCAUGGGGUAGAUGAGGAAAUUUUUUCGGAAGUAUUUUCAUCCGAGAGGAUGAGGAGAAUGCUUUUCAUGGCGCAAGGUUUGAACAGCGAUUCUCGUUUGAGAUACUGCAUUUGGGUUUAUUCUUCAAAUGGAUGUUUGAUCUGCUCUAGAUUAGCGCCUGAUUCUGCAUCUUGAAUGGCCGAUAGCCAGAAAGCUGGUCUCGCCCAGAGGGAUAUCGAGCAGGCCAUUAUAGCACUUAAGAAAGGGGCACAUUUACUUAAAUAUGGAAGGAGGGGGAAGCCGAAGUUCUGCCCUUUCAGGCUCUCAAGUGAUGAGUCUUUACUCGUAUGGUACUCUGGAAGAGAUGAGAAACAGCUUAAAUUAAGUUUGGUUUCAAAGAUCAUUCCUGGUCAGCGCACUGCAAUAUUCCAGCAGCAUCCACAACCCGAAAAGGAGUAUCAGUCAUUUUCACUCUUGUAUAAUGAUAGAUCAUUGGAUUUGAUAUGUAAAGACAAGGAUGAAGCUGAAGUUUGGUUUGUUGGUCUCAAGGCAUUGAUCACUCGAGGAAACUACCGCAAGUGGAGAGCUGAAUCAAGAUGUGAGAGUGUAUCAUCAGAGAGUCCGCAUAAUCGCUUGCGAAGGAAUUCUCCGUCCAUUACACCAUGUGAUUCUGGAGAUCUUGAUGGGGUUCCUUAUGAAAAUAUUGGACAGAACAGACUAGGGAAAGCAUUUUCUGAACUGCUAUCAUACACUGCAGUUUCCAAGUGUACUAACCAACCCAAGUCGAUUUCCAAUCCUUCUCUAUCUUCUCCACUUUUAGAUAACUCAAAUGGCCGAAUUUCUGCAUCUGAGGGUUUUCGAGUUAGUUUAUCCAGUGCUGUGAGCUCAUCAAGUCAAGGUUCAUGUCCAGAAGACUUUGAUGCCUUAGGAGAUGUCUAUAUUUGGGGAGAAGGUAUAAGGGAUGGAUUGCUGGGUGGCGGUCCAAAUAAGGUCGGUAGCCAAUGUUCAUUAAACUCCAAGCUAGAUGCUCUGCUACCCAAGGCAUUGGAGUCAACAGUUGUUCUAGAUGUUCAUGGUAUUGCAUGUGGUGGUAGAUAUGCUGUGCUGGUUACCAGACAGGGUGAGAUUUUUAGUUGGGGUGAGGAGUCAGGAGGGAGGCUUGGCCAUGGUGUGGAAGCGGAUGUUUCACAUCCAAAAAUAAUUGAUACUCUCAGUGGCAUGAAUGUCGAAUUAGUAGCAUGCGGGGAGUACCAUACUUGUGCCGUAACAAUUUCAGGGGAUCUUUAUACUUGGGGUGAUGGGACUCAUAAUUAUGGCCUACUUGGUCAUGGUAGUGAAGUUAGUCAUUGGAUUCCUCAAAAGGUAAGUGGUCCGAUGGAGGAGAUUCGCGUAUCUUAUAUCUCAUGUGGAGCAUGGCAUACAGCUGUGGUGACGUCAGCUGGUCAGUUGUUCACAUUUGGGGAGGGUUCUUUCGGAGCCUUGGGUCAUGGGGAUCAUACCACCUCAAAUAUUCCACGGGAAGUGGAAUCUUUGAGGGGGCUUAGAACGAUAAGAGUUGCCUGUGGUGUUUGGCACACUGCUGCUGUUGUUGAAGCAAUUAAUGAACUUUCUGAUUCUGGUACUUCAGCUAACCCUUCAUUUGGAAAGCUUUACACAUGGGGCGAUGGAGACAAAGGCCGGCUUGGACAUGGAGAUAAUGAACCUAGAUUAGUUCCUGAAUGUGUAGCUGCAUUGAUUGGAGAAAACAUAUGUCAAGUAGGAUGUGGCCAUGAUCUCACAGUUACUUUAACAACAGCAGGACGGGUAUAUACAAUGGGGAGUACUGCUUAUGGCCAGUUAGGAAGUGCUACAGCUGAUGGAAAGCUUCCUACUUGUGUUGAAGGUGAAAUUGCCAAUAGUUUUGUUGAAGAGGUUGCCUGUGGUUCUUGUCAUGUUGCAGUAUUAACCUCCAAAGCUGAGAUUUAUACUUGGGGAAAAGGCUCAAAUGGGCAGUUAGGACAUGGAGACAACAAUCACAGAAACACACCUACUAUUGUAGAUGCCCUGAAAGAUAAGCAAGUGAAAAAUGUUGCAUGCGGUUCAAACUUCACUGCUGUUAUAUGUGUUCAUAAGUGGGUAUCAAGUGCUGAUCAUUCUGUAUGCUCUGGUUGUCACAACCCAUUUGGUUUCAGAAGGAAGCGUCACAACUGUUACAACUGUGGUCUAGUAUUCUGCAAAUCAUGCAGCAGCAAAAAAUCUCUGAAAGCAUCUUUAGCCCCAAAUUUGAAUAAGCCAUAUCGGGUGUGUGACGAUUGUUUUAAUAAACUAAAGAAGGCCAUGGAAUCCAUUUCUGUUUCACAAAAUUCUAGAGCCAGAAUCGGAAAUGUGCAUAAUAAAUCUAAUGGUGUUAUGGAUAAAGAGACGUGGGUUCCAAAAUUGCAAGCAACGCUCUCCAGACUUUCAUCUUUUGGUGCUGUCAUUAAUGCUGAAAGCAUGCACUCCAGAUUAUUUUCUCGAGCAACAUCUCCUGUAUUGGGAAUGCCAAGCCCGAUUCGAUCAUCUGAAGACAUUUCAGAGGAUUCUAAGCGUGCAAAUGACAGUUUAGCCCAGGAAAUCAUCAGUUUGAGGGCACAGGUGCAAGAGCUGACUUGCAAGUCCAAAAAUCUUGAAGCUGAACUCGAGAAAACCUCAAAGAAAUUGAUGGAGGUUACUGCAAUAGCUACAGAUGAAGCUGACAAAUGCAAAUCAGCCAAGGAAGUUAUUAAAUCCUUAGCGACUCAGUUAAAAGAGAUGGCCGAUAAGAUGCCAGAGGCUCACAGUGAUAUUCUCAACUCUUGCACUGUUUCUGGGCAAAAUGGUAGUAAUCUCAAUCAGCUUCCCACCGAGAGCCUUUCAAUGAGCAUAAACUCUCGUUUGGAGUCAAAUGGAAUUUCAAAAAGUCAAAACUUACCAACUGGAAACAAAGGACAAAAUGAAAAGGGAGAAUGGGUUGUACAAGACGAACCAGGCGUGUAUAUAACUCUGUCUGCUUUGCCAGGAGGAGGAGGCAAUGAGCUGAAACGAGUUCGUUUCAGUCGAAGACAUUUUACAGAAGCACAAGCAGAGAAGUGGUGGGCGGAAUUUGGAGCGAAGGUUUGCGAGCGGCACAAGGUAAAGAGUACAGAUUAAGAAGUUGUUUGUUUGUGCUGGAACUGAAUUGAGCAGGGAAAGAAAGAAGGCAAGGAGAAGGCAGUUUUCUAUGGAAGACAUUCUUCCUUUCCAUCUUCCAAAUGAUUUUGAGUGGGGAUUGAUCGAUCAGGGCAAUCUAACAUUUAGGUUCAUAUAAUAUUAUUAUUAAUAUUAGAAAAUUGAAAAGUAUAGGCAAGGAAUUAGAAAGAAUUACAAAGCCUUAAGACUUUCUCAACCCUCCCCUUUAGAACAUUACUCUUCUUUCUUGUGCUUCCUUUUGUUUUUUUGUCCAUCCGCUUAGGAAAAGUCCAAAUUGUAAUUAGCCUUUAGCAGGUUUCAAUCAGAAAUCGUCUAUUGCUUUCUGCGGCCAUAUCGGACUUUUUCUGCAGCAACUUUGAUGAAAAAAGCUCACUAACUGUUCAUAAUUGUUUUAUGUUAUUAUUGGUUAUCCCAUUUGUGUUCCUCA